AGCUGUUAGCAUAUAUAACGGCGGCCAUGACGUUAGGCAACGUGUUCCAUUCCCACUCGAAGCGUUACCCUAAUGCUGUCCGUUAGCCCUUCUGCUCGAGGAUUGUAUGACAGAAUUAUGUCUUCCAUCAACACCUUAUGUCUACUCAGAAUGUUGGCUUGGUUGGCUCAAAAGAAGUUUGUCAUUGGCAUGCUACUGCUGACCUUUGGGAUUUACAUUUAUCACUUCCAGCCACAAAUGUUUGAUUAUUUUGACACCAGCCCAAACAACGCGGACAGCUUAUUCCUUACUCAGAAGAGCUACAAAUGCGACAAGAAAUGGAACCAAUGGUACAAGGACUUUCACGCAAAAUCCCUCGCGUCAAACGACAAGAAUCGCAAGUUCCUAGUAUAUCAUUGUCUAGGGCACAAAGGGGGAUGCGGUGGCUAUGGCAACAGAAUGGCAGGCUUGGUGUCCACCUUUUACCUGGCAAUACUGCUCAACAGAACAUUCCUCAUUCAUUGGGGCGGCCCAGAACUCCUGGACUCGUUACUGGAACCGAACAUGAUAGACUGGCGUUACGAUAAGAGGAAGAUUAAUGGUGUUCCUGAGAGGACGUCCUACUGGGGCAUUGAGCGCAUCGAGGGUUAUGAUAGGUAUCAGCUCUUUAGGCUAGAGUCGGGUUUUCAUCACUGGGUUCAGCAUGUUAACUUUAUACAGUACUUUGAUCUCAAUGUGGAGCACGUCGAGACGCUAUGGUACUACGCCUAUCAGCUAUGGGAUAACCCCACCUUGAGAAAGCAGGCAAUGGAUUAUGGGAUACCUCUUCGGAGAAAUGAUUACCCAUACGGGCUUGCGGGCUGCGCUAUGAACUUUUUAUUUAAGAAAUCUAAAGCGCUUAGAAGGGAUUUUGCUAAGGUGAAGAGUUCGAUAAAAAUUAAUAGGCCAAUGAUUGGGAUUCACAUACGAACAAGUGAUCACCAUUUUGGAAGUGAUAAUCCGAACAGUUACCGCACACGUGAUCCACUAAGAGUCUUCGAGUGCGCUAAACGCGUUGAAAGCGCUCUAAAACGUAAAAAUGCGCAGUUGAAAAACGUUCAAUUUACGUGGUUUCUAGCUGCUGAUGACAAAAAGCUCAAGGAUCAGGCGUUAAGACUUUUUCCCAAUAAAGUGGUCACACUCCGCUUGACUCCUAUGCAUUUGGAUCUUAUUGAGAAGAAUUACCAACAGGCUUUACACGAUCUGCUGCUAGACAAGCUUAUGUUGCUAGAAUGCGACUUUUUGAUAGGGACAACCUCUAGUACGUUCACUAAUAUAGCGUUAGGCACAAGGCAGUUUCCUAGCAAAAGUUUUGUGUACGGAGAGAGAUGUGAACUUGAUGAAAAAGCAGUCGCCCUCUCUCCCCCUCCCACUGACUAGAUAAAAGGAUACACACUAUAUGUAACUCCGAAUUUAGAUUCAAUUGUGUCUUUGGGCUCCUUGUUUAAAUACAUACAUGUGUCUAAUUGGGGUAUUUGGACCGUGCCAGCAUGCAAAUAUAUCAUGACCAGCCUACUGACUAGAUGGGUCAAAUCAAAGAAAAGCUGAACUGUUGAAUAACUUGUUCUUAUAUGGAUCUGAACUUCAUGGAAUCUUUAAUACAAAUUUACACUUUUUUAAAAAUGAAUUGUUAAACAAUAAAACGAAAAAAUAAUUAUA
This is a messenger RNA of Nematostella vectensis (starlet sea anemone), 1677 nucleotides long. RefSeq lists its product as uncharacterized. Lineage: Eukaryota; Metazoa; Cnidaria; Anthozoa; Actiniaria; Edwardsiidae. Gene Ontology annotation, biological process: protein N-linked glycosylation. The coding region runs from base 73 to 1398 and encodes 441 amino acids. The record is from RefSeq and is a predicted model, not a curated record. Gene Ontology annotation, molecular function: alpha-(1->6)-fucosyltransferase activity. The transcript has 3 exons.